Fusarium keratoplasticum is the source of this 900-nucleotide messenger RNA. RefSeq names its product ATP synthase subunit gamma. NCBI's taxonomy places the organism in Eukaryota, Fungi, Ascomycota, Sordariomycetes, Hypocreales, Nectriaceae. The coding region runs from base 1 to 900 and encodes 299 amino acids. The transcript has 4 exons. The record is from RefSeq and is a predicted model, not a curated record. Gene Ontology annotation, molecular function: proton-transporting ATP synthase activity, rotational mechanism. Gene Ontology annotation, biological process: proton motive force-driven ATP synthesis.
AUGCUGUCGCGAGCCGCCAGACCAGCUCUCCGAGCUGCCGCCGCAGCUCAGGCUCGGGCCGCCGUCCCGAGCUCCGCCGCCACCUAUGCGACCCUCCGUGAGAUCGAGGACCGUCUCAAGUCGAUCCGAAACAUCGAGAAGAUCACCAACACGAUGAAGAUUGUCGCCUCCACCAAGCUCACCCGUGCCCAGCGCGCCAUGAACGACUCCCGCAAGUACGGCCAGACCUCCAACGAGGUCUACGAGUCGGCCGAGACCAAGGCUCUCGAGACCGAGGACAAGAAGACCCUCUACAUUGUCUGCUCCUCCGACAAGGGUCUCUGCGGUGGUAUUCACUCUGGUCUUGCCCGAUACAUCCGUCGCCAGGCCGCCGAGGAGAACUUCGACCUCGUCAUCGUCGGCGAGAAGGCCAAGGCUCAGCUUGGCCGAACCAACGCCAAGUCGAUCCAGCUCAGCUUCGCUGGUAUCGGCAAGGACGUCCCCACCUUUGCCGACGCCCAGGCUAUCGCCGACCAGAUCGUUCAGCUUCCCACUGAGUACACCGACAUCAAGAUCCUGUACAACAGCUUCCUGAACGCCCAGAGCUACGAGCCCUCCGUCAUUGAGGCAUUUUCCGAGGAGGCCAUCACCCAGUCCCCCAACUUUUCCGCUUUCGAGGUUGACGAUGAGGUCCUCUCCAACAUGCGCGAGUACGGCCUGGCCAACUCCCUCUACUGGGCUCUUGCCGAGGGCCACGCCUGCGAGCAGUCUGCCCGACGAAAUGCCAUGGAUAACGCCUCCAAGAACGCCGGUGAGAUGAUCAGCAAGUACCAGAUUCUGUUCAACCGUACCCGACAGGCUGUCAUUACCGGAGAACUGGUCGAGAUUAUCACUGGUGCCACCGCCUCGGAGGAUAUGUAA